Molecule: messenger RNA, 630 nt
Organism: Ochlerotatus camptorhynchus
Lineage: Eukaryota; Metazoa; Arthropoda; Insecta; Diptera; Culicidae
Exons: 1
Molecular function (GO): zinc ion binding; nucleic acid binding
Source: RefSeq, a predicted model, not a curated record
GUUAAGUUUUCACUACAAAUUGGACGUCGGGGUGAAUGCCGUGUAUUGGCUGAAACUUUGGACGGAUUUAAAUGUCUUCUCAAGUAUCUUACUGAGAAGAAGCACAAUUUUUUUACUUACGACACCAAAACUGAACGUGUGUUCAAGGUUGUCAUGAAAGGACUGCCCAGUGGUGAAUCCCUGGAUCAGAUCAAAGAUGAACUGGCAAAAUUACUUGGAGUUGUGCCACUCCAAGUAAUCAAAAUGAAAAUGAAAUCCCGUCCUGGCGAUUCGCGCAACGGGAUUUCUAAUGAUUUUUAUUUAGUUCACUUCAAAUCUAGUGAACUAAACAACCUUAAGGCCUUAGAAAAAGCUAGCCUUAUGCUCCAUGUCCGAGUGAAGUGGGAACACUUCAGGAAGACUGGAGGAAAUUUCCAAAACCUCACCCAGUGCCGUAAGUGCCAGGGAUGGGGUCACGGAACUAAAAAUUGCUACAUGCCAGCUAAAUGCAUGAAUUGUGGUGAUUCCUCUCACACAAAGGACGACUGUCCUGUGAAGGAAGAUCCUAAGAAAUUUAAAUGUUCAAAUUGUGGUGAAAACCACAAAUCCAAUUUUUGGGAAUGUAAGACUCGCAAAGCGAUCCUACAAUCU